AUGAGGACCUCGUCAUCAUCACUUGUGCUGUUCUUUGCGUUCAUCUUGGUUUUUGCAUCCAUGCAAGCCGACGCAAAACGGCUGACUUUGGAGGAGAAGCAGAGGCUGAAAGCCCACCAUGAUCGUAAGCUCACUACUGAUCAGGAAGAAAGUAAACCAACUGCUGUCCCAACGGCUGUUGUUAAUGGUGCUAGAGACACGAAUGAUAAGGAUGCGAUCACUGACCAAAACCAAGGGAAAUCUGGAGACACGGAAAAGAAUACUGGGGCGGAUAACAAUGACGAAAACGAUGCAAACCCUACUUUUGGGCAAUAUGGAGCUGGUUCGAGUUCUGAUUCAUCGCCGGACACCCACCGUUACUAUUCUACCGGUGAUGAUCGCAAGCCCGGGCACUAA
Prunus armeniaca (apricot) is the source of this 396-nucleotide messenger RNA. The record is from the annotation of a GenBank genome assembly. Lineage: Eukaryota; Viridiplantae; Streptophyta; Magnoliopsida; Rosales; Rosaceae.